GAGUGUUUUUCUAAAUAUGUACUUCUGUAGAUCUCCAAAAACAUAUAUCAUUCUCUUUUCAGUGUUGUCACCAAAAAAAAACAACUCCGACCAAAAAAAGAGGGAGAAAUUGAUCCCAAGCUAAUGGAAAUGCUUAUCUGCACACCAAAGAAGGACUAUGAAAAAAUCUGUUUUGAGUUUGGUGUUACCGACUUCCGCUGGUUGCUUAAGAGACUCAACCAGCUGAAAAAGGAAAGGAAAGAUGAGCAGGCAAAGGUUGUAGAGCAAGUGAACAAUGUGAGACAAAUAGAAGUACAACCAAAUGGAAGAGCCGAGUUUGGCCUCGACAUGACACUACAUGACCCCAACAGUGCAAUCAACUUAUACAAGGAUGGGACAAUGGUUCCAUAUGGGGACGAUGAAGAUUUGAAGCAUAGCCUUAAGACAACAGGGACAAAAUAUGUUUUCAGCAUCAAAGAUCCUCAGCCAGAAGAUGCUGGGUUUUACCAGGUCGAUGUUGAAGAUGCAAAUGUCCUUGCAACUGACUUCCAAGUGCCUGCUGUGGAGUUCAUAGCCAAGAUUAAGGAUGUGAAGGCCUUGGAAAGUGAGGACGCCAUCUUUCAGUGUGUCUUGUCAACACCCCUCAACAGAAUUACCUGGUCAAAACAGGAUUCAUCCCUUGAACAUGGGGACAAAUAUGAGAUCACCAUCUCAGAAGACAAGCUAAUUCACACACUGAGAGUUAAAGACUGUAAAAUGGGAGAUAAUGGAGCCUAUUAUGCCAUUGCUGGGAUAUGUUCCAGCUGUGCCUCUCUUAAAGUGGAAGCUGAUCCAAAUGGUAAAGGACGCAUGGGCACCCAAACUGGGAAUCAAGAUGACCUGACUAAUCUACAAAAAACUGACGCUGCGGGGGAUGGAGGUGAUGGAGGUGAUGGAGACGGGUCUGGUGAUGGUUCUGGAGGUGAUGGUGGAGACGGCACGAAUAAGAACCUCCUGACAGAAGGAGAGGAUGCCGAUGAUAAGAAAAAGAAGCGAGUACGAACUGGCCCUUUGGUUCCUGACACUGUUAUCGAUCGCGGUGUUCAGUUCAUCUGUGGACUGUCAGAUACUGUUGCUAAUAUUGGUGAACGGGCAGAGCUGUCUUGCAAACUAAGCAGUGAGACCUCUGAGGGACGUUGUUUUUUCUCCAACAUUGAAGAUCCACCAAUAAUCGAUGAUGAUGCGCUGGGAAAAUUCGCAAAGACAGUCAUUAUAAAGGCAGGUGAAAAUGCAGAAUGGAAGAUGCCAUUCUCGGGUGGGGCUCCGAUGACUAUACAGUGGAACAAGGAUGACGAUGAGCUUUUGCCCGCUCUCAAUGUGAAGAUUGAAACAUCAGCUACUGAGAGCAAGCUACGCCUUGUUAAGUGUCAAAGGAAAGAUGGUGGAGAGGUCAAAAUAAAAAUAAAAAAUGAAUUUGGUACAACCGAAGCUAUUUCCAAACUUAUCGUACUCGACAAACCCACACCACCACAAGGACCGGUGGACAUUAUGGAAAGUGCUGUCACAUCUGCUGAGUUUAAAUGGAAACCACCAAAAGAUAGCGGUGGAUGUCCGGUCACAAACUAUAUCAUAGAACGCCAACAAGUCGGGCGCAAUAAAUGGUCAGAUCUCGGUGAGAUCCCCGGCAGCGACCCAAGUUACAAAGAUUCAGAUGUGACACCUGGAAGGAGAUACUGCUACCGGAUCAGAGCCAAGAACGCAGAAGGCAUCAGCGAUUACCUGCAGACAGGAGACAUAGCAGCUGGUGUCUUACGUUAUCCCGGAUCCCCAGCUGCACCAAAGGUGGUCAGUGCCUUUAAAGAUUGCAUCAAUCUGGCGUGGUGUCCUCCAUGUGACACUGGAGGAACCAAAAUAGUGGGAUACAACUUGGAAAAGAACAAGAAAGGCACAAAUUACUGGAGCCUUGUAAAUCAAGGGGGACCUAUUACAGAUACAAAGUAUGCAGUGAAAGAUGUUUUUGAAGGGGCAGCAUAUGAAUUUAGGGUGGCUGCUAUCAACCUAUCCGGGGCUGGAGAUCCUAGUAUUCCAUGUGAGACAGUAAUCACAAGGGAUCCAAUGAAACCUCCAGGCAAAGUCACAGACCUGAAGUUAACAUCCUCCAAUUACACCACAUUUUCACUGGCUUGGACUAAACCUACAGAAGUGAAAGGGGUAGAGGAUGAAGCCCAAGGCUACUACAUGGAGAUCAGACCAAUUGAAAACCUUGAAUGGACUCGUUGUAAUGCCAUCCCAAUUACUCUAACUUCCUACACCGUGCUUGGCUUGAAGGCGAUGGCCAGCUACUGGGUGAGAGUAAUUGCCACCAAUUAUGGAGGCAAUGGAGAACCUCAAGGCUUCGACAGUUACAUCAUUGCCAUGCCUCCUCCUGUGAGGCCAAAGUUUAAAGAUCGCAACAUGAAGACCUUUGUGGUGAUACGAUCUGGAAACACAGUCCGUCUGAACAUCAACUUUGAGGCCUCGCCCCUGCCACAAAUCCUGUGGCUAAAAGAUGGUACUCCAGUGCCCAGACAUGUAACUAUUACCAACUCUGAUAAAGGCUCUCAAAUGUUAAUCCCCACGUCUGAGCGGUCCGACAGUGGCAUCUACACCAUUACUGUCAAGAACGUUGUCGGCCAGGAGAGCCUCAAUGUUGAAAUCAGAGUCACAGAUGAUCCCAAGCCUCCAGGUCCAGUGGAGCUGAAUCAGAACAUCCCAGAAACAGUGACUCUGUCCUGGACUCCCUCUCCAGAUGAGAAGAGGGACGACAGACUUCACUACAUUGUAUCCAAGCGGGACUCCUUCCUACGCACUUGGAGGACAGUGGCCGACAACCUCUUCAACAAUAAGUUCACAGUUAUCAAUAUUUUGCCUGGACGGGAGUAUUACUUCAGGGUAUUUGCUAAAAAUGACAUGGGUCUUUCACCGCCUUCCGAAUCCCCUGUGUUUGGAAUCAUAAAGCAAAAAGGAAAAUUCAAAGUCAACAUGCCAGAGACAAAAUCCCUUGACUUCCAGUCCCCACCAUCAUUCAUCGUUCCCCUGAAAACGCGUACAGCUCCAUGGGGUUACGAGAGCUACAUGAGCUGCGCAGUUAGGGGGAAUCCAGCUCCACGAGUGACAUGGUACCACAACCAUAUCAGCCUGAACACAAACACCAACUACCACGUCACCAAUGUGUGUGGAGUUUGCUCCUUGCUCAUACUGAAGGUGGGACCCAAAGACGACGGGGAAUACAAAGUGGUCAUCGAGAACAAACUGGGGACAGCCGAGUCCUCAAUGACGCUGAUUGUCAGAGGAGAAGCCACACUUUACAGAAUCCAGUUCACUGAAGACAAGCGGGUCUUCAACUCUGUCCAGUCUCCCUCCUCUCCUCCUCCUGCUACCAUGGCCAAGCGCAAGUCAAAGAAGCUGCAAGAAGAACACCUCCAUUGUAUUGGACUCAUCAGUCAGCAGCAGAGCCUCGACCAGCUGUCGGAGUCUUUUACAACAAUGCAGAAGAGAAUCACAAACCUCCAGCAGGUGGUGGCGGUGACUGACGCACAGACGGAUACAGGUUUGGGUGUGGAGGAGAGGAUCUUUGCCCUGGAGGAGGCCCAGAAACAGGCUGAGGUUGCCCUGGCCACUUCAAAGAAGUUGAAGAACUCCGACCAUGCGCAGCUUUGGGCCCUCCAUGACGAGAUGGACACUCGACUGACUGAGAUAAAGCAGGUCGCCCUGUCCGUCACAACCCUCCAGGCCAUGUUCAAUAACCAGAGUGAGGAGUUUGAGACUGUGAAGGAGAGCGCAGUGGCCGGUUUGAGCUCCAGCUCAGCGCUGGCUGAAAACGUGGCUGGGUUAGCCAGUGCUGUGGUCAGUGCAUGCUCCAGAGUUGACGAUCAGGCUGCAUCGGUGGAGGCUCUUAAUGCUCAAUUAGAGGGGCAAGCCUCAGACCUGAAUGAGCUGAAAGAGUCAAUGUACCUUCAAAAAGAUGCACUUCAUACAAACAACGAGGAGAUGGCUGCAAUAAAGGAGCUCGUCGAGGCUAAGCAGGCCAUGCGUGCCCAGGCGUUAGAGGAGAUGCUCAGUUCAGUGCAGAUGACUCUGGAUGAGCAGUAUUCCACUUCACAGACACUUCGCAGCAGCCUCAUGACUCAGCUGCAGACUUUUCACUCCCAGUUGGCGAAAACUCCUUUGUCAAUGAAAGUUAAAUCAAAUGAGGAGGGUUCAGCAGCAGAAGAGUUCAUCUGCACUACAACACAGAGUGCCACUGAGGUGCAGGAGAAGCUAGAAGAUGUUGAGGAAAAGGACGAGCAGCAGGAUACUGAAGAUGAAGCAGAAAAUGAGGCAGAGGAGGAGGAGGAGCAGGAGGAGGAAGCAAUGCUUGAAGAACAGCCACUGGAACAGGAAGUGGAGGGGCAGGUGCAGGAUGGGGCUUGCUCUGACAGCCAACUCUAG
This is a messenger RNA of Anarrhichthys ocellatus (wolf-eel), 4428 nucleotides long. Its product is annotated as immunoglobulin-like and fibronectin type III domain-containing protein 1. Lineage: Eukaryota; Metazoa; Chordata; Actinopteri; Perciformes; Anarhichadidae. The record is from RefSeq and is a predicted model, not a curated record. Gene Ontology annotation, molecular function: protein binding. Bases 124 to 4428 code for a protein of 1434 amino acids. The transcript is spliced from 21 exons.